AUGAUGAGUACUCCUAGCCGUUGUCGUUUCAUUCUCUCCAUCUGCCUCCUACUGGUCCACUCCGGUAUCCACACCUACGUCGUCGCCACCACCUUCGUCGUAGAAAAUACAGCCCCCGGAUCCAACGGUGGCAAGAGGUUCGCACAUUCCAUCGGCACCGUCCGUUCCACGCACGUCAUGUCAUCGGCCGCGUCCUUCAUACAGCGCACCUUCCGCCAGACUAAUUCCCACGACCAGAGAAAGCACGUGCACGAAGUCACCCUGUUCAUCGAGGCCGCGGAUGGCGUGGCCUACACCGCGGGCGACGAAAUCCACGUCAGCGCACGCUACAUCGGGACCUACAAGGGUGACGUGGCGCAGGAGAUAAGGGGAGUGAUAUACCACGAGAUGACCCACGUGUGGCAGUGGGAUGGAAAAGGGCGGACUCCCGGCGGAUUGAUCGAAGGGAUUGCGGAUUUCGUGAGGCUCAAGGCAGGUUACGCGCCGAGUCACUGGGCGAGGCCCGGGGAAGGGGACAAGUGGGACCAAGGCUACGACGUUACGGCCAGGUUUUUGGACUACUGCGAGGGGCUGAGGAGCGGGUUUGUGGCUGAGUUGAAUAAGAAGAUGAGAUUUGAGUAUAGAGAGAGCUUUUUCGAGGACUUGCUCGGCAAGAGCGUUCACGAGCUUUGGGGUGCGUAUAAAGAUAAGUAUGGACAUUGA
This is a messenger RNA of Linum tenue, 702 nucleotides long. NCBI's taxonomy places the organism in Eukaryota, Viridiplantae, Streptophyta, Magnoliopsida, Malpighiales, Linaceae. The record is from the annotation of a GenBank genome assembly.